Molecule: messenger RNA, 1470 nt
Organism: Penicillium egyptiacum
Lineage: Eukaryota; Fungi; Ascomycota; Eurotiomycetes; Eurotiales; Aspergillaceae
Source: the annotation of a GenBank genome assembly
AUGGCUGCACACAAAGAAAUGCCAGAUUUUGAUGUCAUCAUUGUCGGUGCUGGCAUCUCCGGCAUUAAUUUUGCUUAUCGUAUCCAAGAGUCCAAUCCGGACCUCAGCUACUGCAUUCUCGAAGCCCGACAUGAAAUUGGCGGAACCUGGAGCCUAUUCCAGUACCCGGGUGUCAGAUCGGACUCCGACCUCUAUACUUUCGGCUUUGCAUGGCGUCCCUGGACAGGAAAGCACUCCAUUGCUGAUGGCUCUAGCAUUCGCCAGUACCUUGAAGACUCAGCCGCCCAAGAAGGGAUCGACAGGAGGAUACGUUUUUCCCACAAGGUAAACAGGUUGAAUUGGUCAUCCUCAUCUAAUAUGUGGACUUUCGACAUCAGCACCCAGGACGCGAAAAUGAUAUCUCUGAGGUCUCGCUUCGUCUUCCUCGGCACAGGCUACUAUGACUACCAGGAACCACUGCGGGCGAGCAUUCCCGGAAUACACAAUUUCGAAGGAAAAGUCGUUCAUCCCCAGUUCUGGCCUGUUGACCUCGACUACACCAACAAGCGGAUCGUUAUUAUUGGCUCUGGUGCCACCGCGAUCACGCUACUUCCAUCCCUCACCACAAGGGCUGCGCACGUAACCAUGCUCCAGCGCUCACCGACAUAUAUCGCAUCCCUUCCCAGCCAAGGAGCUUUUGAGACCAUCGUUUCAAAGGUUCUACCCUGCUUUGCAGCCAAUCGAGUCAUACGCCUCAAAUGGAUGCUUUUCUCAUUUUUCAUGGUGUCGAUCUGCCGUCUUUUCCCUCGUGCAGCGAAAUCUUUCCUCCUCCGCGAGACGGCCAAACUCCUACCCCCGGACUUUAACCUGGAGCCGGAUUUCGUGCCUUCCUAUAACCCCUGGGAGCAACGUUUGUGCUUUUGUCCUGACGGUGACUUUUACGCUUGCAUUCGGAGCGGAAAAGGAAGCGUCAAUACUGGCAUGAUUGAAACGAUUACAGCGUCCAGCGUAAAGCUCACCUCCGGAAAGGAGCUUCAUCCGGAUAUCAUCGUAACUGCGACCGGGCUAAAGCUAUGCACGGCCGGUGGUAUCACCAUUACUGUCGACGGCGAGCCGUAUGAAAUAUCAAAUCACUUUGCUUGGAGAGCUGCCAUGGUGGAGGGCCUGCCGAAUUUGGUGUUAUCAUGGGGCUACGUCGACGCAAGCUGGACGCUCGGGGCAGACUCAACGGCGCAGCUAGCGUCCCGCUUGCUGACACGGAUGAGGAAAGAGAGUGUCUCAGCGAUAGUGCCGCGAAUGAUGGCAGAGGAAAGGCAGGCAUUAGAAGAACGCCCAUUUCUGGCAUUGAAGGCGACAUAUGUGAAAAAUGGCGGAAAUGCGUUUCCCAAGACUGCGUCUACAGGUCCGUGGCAGCCGCGCUCGUACUUCUGGAGGGACGUAACCAUUGCACGGUGGGGUGACGUCAAGGCAGGCUUGGAGUGGUUGAAAUAG